This is a messenger RNA of Fusarium keratoplasticum, 477 nucleotides long. RefSeq names its product VOC domain-containing protein. The transcript is spliced from 2 exons. Lineage: Eukaryota; Fungi; Ascomycota; Sordariomycetes; Hypocreales; Nectriaceae. The record is from RefSeq and is a predicted model, not a curated record. The coding region runs from base 31 to 477 and encodes 148 amino acids.
CAACACCAAAGACAUCCAUACUCUGCUGCAAUGUCGAAAUCACGAGCCGUCGUCAAGGCCCUUGACCACCUUGUCCUCACUUGCACCGACGUAGGCGCCACAGCCAACUGGUAUGCCAAACAUCUCGGCAUGAAAGUCGAGACAUUCAGACCACCAUCCGACCCUACCGUUGCGAGGACAGCGUUAAAGUUCGGCAUCCAAAAGAUCAAUCUCCAUCAGAAAGGAAAGGAGUUUGAACCAAAAGCAAAGACUGCGCUGCCUGGUACUGCGGACCUCUGCUUUGUAGUCGACGAUAGUGUGAACCUCGACGACCUACUCAAGAAUUUCGGGAAUGAAGGGAUUGAGGUUCUGGAAGGGAGACGGAUUGUGGCUCGGACAGGAGCCCAAGGGCCAAUACAGAGCCUGUAUGUUCGUGACCCAGACGAAAAUUUGAUCGAGUUGUCAUCUUAUGCCAAUCGGGAAAUCGACCAAGUCUAA